GAUGCGUGUGUGAGUGUGUGUGUCGGUGAGAGGGGGAGAGUUUAAUCUUCACUGUUUGCUGUCGGUCAGGCAGCUCCAGAAAGUUUCUCUGGCGCAAACAGAACAGGCCUCCCGAAGUCAUUUUAAUGACGAGUCGCAGGUGAUGAGUAAUCACUGAAAGUGAGAGAACAGUUGCGAGGGCGGCCAUGUCCUCAUGAAUAAUUAAUACUCCUCCCGACCAAUGACAAGCACGGGUUCAGAUGGGGGAUUUAAAAACCGCCAGCAUCACCGGUAUAAAAGGCAUCGCACGUCGCCGGCGCAUUAAUUUACUUCCUCUCAUCUAGACUCCUCAAGUCGCGUUUGAGAGUUUGUCAAAGUAAUUUCAACACUUUUAACCCCUAUUUGCUGAAAACUGAACAUUACCAAUCAACAAAAUGGUAAGUUAAAAAAUAAUUUCUCAUAAUUUUGUAAUUUUUUGGGUCUUAAAAGGCUAUAUAGACGUGCGUUGUUUGAGCAUCGGUUGAGCCAUUUUUAUCUAUUUUUGCCGGCCUUCAUUUCCUUAUGAUCGAACGAUGUUGAAAAAUAACACGGUACAUCAUAAUGUUAAUGGGCCUACAUCAAGUUCACCAUUUAAAAAUAUUUUGUUGUCGGGAAAAGACGACCAAUUAAGAUGGUCCCUCGUGACUAUAAUGACCACGCCCACUUUAUGUUAAUUAUGCCUACACUCUGUACUACGACUGACGACUGUAUUUUAGGCAGGGGAUUAUAGGGUCUCUCGUACUCGUAGUGGACUCCUUGACUUUGACAUCGAUUCAGUGCUGUUCUUAUGCGGUGAUAUUUAUCACUGAACAUGUGAAAUGUGACUUUUUUUAACGUGAUUGUCACCAAUAGUUAGUUUGUGUCACUGACAGAGACUCUGGGCACCCAUGUAAUAUGUUAAUUAGUUGGGGUGGUCUGCUGCACGUUGACGUCUAGACGGGCUGUGGUGAGUCAUCCAUUACGGCCAUCUUUACACUCCCGCUUCUCCCCAGAUAGCGGAACAAGGAAAAGUUGAACUGGGUCCAGUCUACCCUAAUAUAAAUUAUAAUAACCCAGUGACUGUUGGCCUUGGUUUUAGAACAGCACACCUUUUUCUAGUUUAGUCUUAAUCCUUAAGUUCCAUUAUUAAUCAUUUGCUUGGCCAGUUAUACCCUAUAAAUGGGGGGAAAAGGUUAGUGGGUUGGGGAGGGGGGGGGAGAGGUCCACGAAUUUAUUUAAAAAAAUUUUUUUUUUACAAAUUUGAGAGAAGAAACGUUUGGGGGAGAGGGGUGUUAACAAAUCGGACAGUUAUGAAUGGCCACCAAUCAUUAAUCAAUGUCCUAUCAUCCUUUAUCAUUAUCUUUGUACUUUUCCUGCCUAAAUAUAAUCAUGUCAUAAUGUUACUUUGACUAUAAAAUUAAGUAUAAAACAUUCAAGAUUUACCAUCAAGUUACAGAUUGAGACCAUAAUAAUAAUUUUUUUUUUUUUUUUUUUUUUCAGCUGCUAUUACACCCCCACCCCCCAUAAAUAAAAUUAUUCACCAGGGACAUCUGGCUUCCAAAAUUAACAAGUUAUUAGUCAUCACUCAUCAUAUAAUAAAGCUAGUUAAUCAAUAUUAUGACUAGCCUGUACUUAUCAGGCCCCUAUAAUUCAAUAUGAGUAGGCUGAUAAUAAAGCACUGUUACUGGUAGGCCUAAUAUUUAUUAUUCAUUUAUCUUCCUUCAAAUGUAUUUUUAAAAACGUUGAAUAUUAUUUAGGCACUCUGCAAUUGCACGCAGUUUAUUAAUCCUUGGCCUUGGCCGUUUUCUUGUUUACAAUUUGUCAUUAACUUACAUUUACGUUUUAUCAUUUCUAGCGUGAGUGCAUCUCCAUCCAUGUCGGUCAAGCUGGUGUUCAGAUGGGCAAUGCCUGCUGGGAACUCUAUUGUUUGGAGCAUGGUAUCCAGGUAAAAUAAUCAAUAUUUUAUUUAGCACUUGUCUGUUUGUAGCUGGGAGUGGGGAUUAGAGGGACAUUUGACCUAAUGGCAAAACAAGGAGCAUGAAAAUAACUAACGUGAAACAUGUUUCACCUUUUUCAUUUCAGCCCGAUGGACAGAUGCCGUCUGAUAAAACUAUUGGAGGUGGAGAUGACUCCUUCAACACCUUCUUCAGCGAAACAGGAUCUGGAAAACAUGUGCCUAGGGCUAUUUUUGUAGACCUUGAACCCACUGUAGUCGGUAUGUUGCACUUUUUAAAAAUUGCUGUACGUUACCUAUCACGGCAUCAAGGGAGCAAUGAAUUAUUCUGUUAAUCUUUGUUACAUUCCACUUUCACAGAUGAAGUUCGUACUGGUAUCUAUAGGCAGCUGUUUCACCCAGAGCAGCUCAUUACAGGCAAAGAAGACGCAGCCAACAACUACGCUCGUGGUCAUUACACUGUUGGCAAAGAACUUAUUGAUCUAGUUCUAGACCGUAUCCGCAAGCUUGCUGAUCAAUGCACUGGACUUCAGGGCUUCCUCAUCUUCCACAGGUACGCUAUUCCACAAGUACACUAAUUCUGGGCACAUUUUUGCCUCCAUUAUCUGAGUAUUAAUUUAGUAGCCUUCUGCUAAAAUUGUAACUAUUGAGAACAAGACUAUGUGUCAUGCAUUUGAUUUUAUCAACUAUCUUUGUCCUUAGCUUUGGUGGUGGCACUGGAUCUGGCUUCACUUCUCUACUAAUGGAACGUCUAUCUGUUGACUAUGGCAAGAAAUCCAAGCUGGAGUUUUCUGUAUAUCCAGCACCACAGGUAUAAAUGAGCAGGCCUAAAUGGGAGUUUAUAAUUGACAUUUUAUUUAUAGUUAACUUAAUUUAAAUAAAAAAUAUUCCUUUACCUUUCUAUGCUUAAAAAUUUAAUUUAAAUAUAGGCAAUGUAUUUAAAAAAAAUGUUAAACACUGCAGGUGUCCACUGCUGUUGUUGAACCCUACAAUUCCAUCUUGACAACCCAUACCACUCUGGAACACUCAGACUGUGCAUUCAUGGUUGACAAUGAAGCCAUUUACGACAUCUGCCGCAGAAAUCUAGACAUUGAACGACCUUCUUACACUAAUCUGAACAGACUGAUUGGCCAGAUUGUCUCUUCCAUUACUGCCUCCCUCAGGUAAUCACUAUGAUGCCAUUCCACUGUAGUUAGUACUAUUGCUUUAUUUAAAUUAUAAUGUAUCUUAAAAUCUAUUGACCGUUUUCUUUAUUUUAACAACUUUUUGAUUAUCCUUCAUUGUCUAGGUUUGAUGGUGCACUCAAUGUUGAUCUGACAGAGUUCCAGACUAACUUGGUGCCAUAUCCUCGCAUUCAUUUCCCCCUGGCUACGUAUGCUCCUGUCAUUUCAGCUGAGAAGGUAUUUACACGUUUUAAAAAAAUCUCUUAAAACCUUUCAGUAGCAGUACAUGGUACUGUAGCACCCAUCAAGAAAUUUACUUCAGUACCAAGCAAAGGGGAAUAACUUAAUUUUUACCAUUAAUUUGCUUACUUUAUAAAUGUAUUACAAAUCAAUCUUUCAUCCUGUCAACAAAAAAAAAUAAUAUGCUGAUAAAUGUAAUGUAAAGAAAUGAUAGAAUUUUAAUAUCUGUAAGUUGAGGACCAGUUACACCCUAAAUUCUUCAAUAUCACUUGAACACAAUGGGUUAAACCACUCAGAUCUAUCACCAACUUCUACUCUGACCCAUCUGGGAUAUCAAAAUGUUGAUGGUAAAGUAUUAUUCUGAGAAUAUAUUGUACUGUUUUGGGAGUCCCAGUGUAACAAGGUCUGUAUAUAAAAAGUCGAAAGUAGCGUUAAGUCAAGCGCCCAACCAACAAACCCCCCAAAAAUAAGAGCUUCCCUCUUCCUCUUUAUAUAGACUCUUUGUAAAUCCUUAAGGCUGUUACCUUUACAAGUACUAGGCAACGUUGAAAAUGUGCAUUACGGCCGUAUUUCGCCAUUACGCAACUGACAGGGUUAAAGGGUGCUACGCUACUGAAAGGAUUAGAUUUUUGGGUCAAUGUUACACCUGAUAACUUUAAGAUCUUAAAAUUUUAUUUACCUCAGGCUUUGUUUAUCAAGCUAAGUCUGUAAGCUUUUAUCUAUCCGGCUCAAUAUGUACUAUUCAUAUCUCUAAUAAUUAAUAAAUUUAUAUUGUUUAGGCCUACCAUGAGCAGCUUUCAGUUGCCGAGAUUACCAAUGCCUGCUUUGAACCAGCCAAUCAGAUGGUUAAGUGUGAUCCACGUCAUGGCAAGUACAUGGCCUGCUGCAUGUUGUACCGCGGUGAUGUUGUCCCUAAGGAUGUCAAUGCAGCCAUUGCUACCAUCAAGACCAAGAGGACCAUCCAAUUUGUUGAUUGGUGCCCAACUGGCUUUAAAGUAAGAGCCUUUCCAUUUACCAUAUGUCUUGGUUUUAAUAGUUUUAAGCGACUUUGUCAAUACUUUGUCAAUUAGUUGUUUAAAGUAGGUAUUCUAAAUGAAAAUUUCAUAAUGAAAUUAAAUAAAAUUGAACUAUUCCUCUAAAUAGAGCUUGGCUUCAUCAAAACAGAACCACAAAAUUUAACUCUAUCUCCAAAAUUAAAAAAGUUAUUAAUUUUAAAAAAAUCAAGAACAGGGUCAAUUUUUAGACGCCAGGAAAGUGUAGUUUUGACACCCGCUAUCUUCUAAAAUAACUAAGUUAGAACUUUCAAAUCUCUUGCACACACAACCAGUUAUACAUAUAACAAACUCAAUUUUUUUCAGCGUUGUCACUAAAAUGUAAAUACAUUUUUUAUUCAUUCAAAAUUGAGCCGAAGCUCAAUUUUACAAAUAUUAAAAGGGAGACAAAAAGUCAAUUUUAGUUCAUUUUCAAAAAAUCAUAAAAAAUCAAUUAAUCAAGCUAUUGUAAAUAUACAGGAGUCAAGUAAAAGGUAAUUUAAAGCACAACAAUGUGAAAUCAUCAGGCAUAUGGUGAAACCAAAAAAAGAAUUUACAUAAAUUAUUUCAGCAAGGCAUGUACACAAAAGCUAAGAAUUUCAUCGAUUUUUAAAAAUUCAUAAAAAAUUAACGAGGCAAGAUAUCUUAACAAAUUUUACACAGUAUUGUAGAAAAUGUUAAUCUUUUUAAUAAUAAAGCAACAGGCUGAAGUUUAGGAAACAAAAUUCUGCUCAAGAAAUAUUAUUUUUGUAUAGUAUUUUUGCACUGAAAAUUUAUAAUUUCCAGCACCUUAAAAAACGUUAAUAUUAUAUAUGUAUUUUUAAAAGUUCUGGAAAAUUUGUCGGAAAAAUAAUUAACUCUGAAUUAGUAUUGAAAGUCAAUUUGUUGCCUUUAUUUGCAUGUCUGUAUGGGUCUUGAGACACCUCCCUACACUGGUUUAAUGACAAAUUUCCGUACAUAUACACCAACAAUCUGUGAAAAGAAUAUUUUGUUUAAUUUCCAUUUAUUUUAAAUUGUAUUUAUAAUAUUAUUGUAAUAGUCAUCAACUUAGCAUUUAUGAUCAUGUCAUUACUAUCAGUAUAAUAACAAAAUGCACAUAAAACUAAUGAUAUUACAAGGGGUACUACUAACCUGUACUGUUACAUGGCCUAUGCUAAUAUGUUGUUGACUGAUGACAAUACUGACAUUCUGUUUUGAAGUGGUCUGAGUCAUCUCGUUCUUUUGUAAUGGUAUCUGUCUCACUCAAGGUCUUAAGAUGUUUUCAGUUUAAUCCACUGAAAUAUGAAAUGUUAAAAUUAAAACACAUAAAUAUGCAUACACCGUAUAUAAUUUAUAACAAUAGUAAAGCAAAGUGGUAAGUUUUGAGUAAGGUUAAUUUUGGAAUCGGACAUUUACGAAAGGAGUGAAACACUAGGUACCGGUAACUAAUUUUUAAAACUAGCUUUAUAACUUAGAAAAAGAAUAAUAAUUAACGUUGCAACACUUUCUAAUGGAUCAUACCAUAUAACUUAAUUGAUAAAAUGGAUUAGUUAUCGAAUUUCUAGUUUAAAAAUGAACUCCACUAAAAUUAAAGCAUCCCGUUCACCCUCGCGACAAUAAUGCUUCGACCCAACAUGAAUGCUUCGCUCGAAUCGACUAUAUUAUCCGAGUUCAAUGAUUUACUGCAGUUUCCAAACAAAUUGCAUAGCUACAAAAUAAACAUCAUUAAAUAUUUAAACAUUUCAUUGAACUAAUUACAUACAGUUUCCUUUAUUUUCUCCGCUAUUGUAAAAUAAAUACAGAUGAUUUUCAAAUAAAGCUUGAUCUUCAUUUUUCACUAGGCGUAAGAAACACGCAUUAGUUAUCGAUAAGCCCACACUAAAUUAACAAAUUUAUGAAAUAAGCUUUCUAUAUAAUUUAAACAUUCCCAAACGAAACAAUGUUUUAACUUACCUAUUUCAGUUUAAAAUCCAUGAAAAGGCACUCAAUUUAAGAAGAUCGUAGAUAAAAUUUGUCAUCGCAUAUUGCUUUGACCGAUCCGAGUUCGCCGUGGCGGGGUUGACUUGGUUCCAAGCGUUUGCGCAAUGAUAUCGUAUAUGGGGGGUUCGUGGAAUUAUAACAAUUUUAUAGUAAAUUUUGAGAGCCGUAAAGUGAUUUUUUUCACAUAGAAAACGCAAUUUUUGUGUUAAAAUCGUUAUUUAGCAUUAAUUUACAGUUUACAGCUCCAAAAAAUACAUCAUAUUAAAGAACUACUUUUCUACUUUCUAGAUCAGUUGUCACUGAACGCACAGGUAUAACGAUACAUUAUCGCAACGAGCUGGCGCGACCCAACCAAAAAAUAAAUUUUCUCCCCGCAGCGUAAAUUUCGCCAGCUUAUUUAGAAUACCUAUUUAAAGUUGCACUAAUAUUUGUAAAAAAAUAUAUAUAUAUAUAUUUCAUUAUGAGAAAUUUGUUUGCUCAUCAGGUUGGCAUUAACUAUCAGCCUCCAACUGUUGUUCCUGGGGGUGAUCUGGCCAAAGUACAACGGGCUGUGUGUAUGUUGAGCAACACAACUGCCAUCGCAGAGGCAUGGGCUAGACUUGACCACAAGUUUGACCUCAUGUAUGCCAAGAGGGCUUUUGUUCACUGGUAAGGAGUACAUUUUCUUUCAGAUACCAUUAGUCUGAGUUAAGGCUUUGAUUCAUAAAGCUACCAGACGCUUUCGACAAUAAGAGUAUUGGAAGUGAAAUCUUUUGUGUCAUGUGCACAUUUACUCUCCCAAUCUAUAAUGUGGCUCUUCUGCCAAACUCUAGUCUAAGUCAAACCUUUUUUUUAUAUGCUUUGAUAAGAUUAUGAAAACAUAUUGGUAAUGCAUUUAUUUUCUGCAGGUAUGUUGGUGAAGGUAUGGAGGAGGGUGAGUUCUCUGAAGCACGUGAAGAUUUGGCUGCCCUGGAGAAAGAUUAUGAAGAGGUUGGAGUUGAUUCAGUUGAAGCUGAGGGAGGAGAAGAAGGAGAAGAAUACUAAAUUUGUCUCCAGCAUUAUCCCCCAUUUUGUUUUCUUGUCUUAUUUAAAAAUUUUAUACUACUCUUUUAGGACUAUUUUUCUUGGAUCAAGAAUUUAAAAAAAAAUUAGUGUUCAUUUGGUUUACCAUUUGAAAAUUGCAUUCCACAAUCUUCCUGUGUAAAAUUUUAUUAUAGAGAAGAAAUUUUGAAUAGUGGGGGUAAGGAACAAAUAAACAUGAAUUCUUUUCUUUAA
This is a messenger RNA of Lymnaea stagnalis (great pond snail), 7598 nucleotides long. NCBI's taxonomy places the organism in Eukaryota, Metazoa, Mollusca, Gastropoda, Lymnaeidae. The record is from the annotation of a GenBank genome assembly.